GUGAUCCUGGAGCGCUAUCCCAAGGAGAAAAUAUUGCCGGUAAUGAACAAGGUCAAAUUCCUUGUUCCGGAAGACCUCACUAUGGGCCAGUUUGUCUCGAUUAUCCGAAACAGAAUGUCCAUUGGCUCCACACAAGCCUUCUACUUCCUGGCUGAUAAUAACCGCAGUAUGGUUAACAUGUCAGCCACCAUGUCUGAAGUGUACUCGAGGUACAAAGACGAAGACGGCUUCCUGUACAUGACCUACGCCUCGCAGGAGACGUUUGGCUGA
This is a messenger RNA of Gekko japonicus, 270 nucleotides long. RefSeq names its product microtubule-associated proteins 1A/1B light chain 3C-like. Gene Ontology annotation, biological process: autophagy of mitochondrion; cellular response to nitrogen starvation; macroautophagy. The record is from RefSeq and is a predicted model, not a curated record. Lineage: Eukaryota; Metazoa; Chordata; Lepidosauria; Squamata; Gekkonidae. The transcript is spliced from 2 exons. The annotation marks the transcript as partial. Gene Ontology annotation, molecular function: ubiquitin protein ligase binding. Gene Ontology annotation, cellular component: autophagosome; cytosol; autophagosome membrane.